AUGUCAGCAGCACCAAAAUCAUCAUCGAAACUGAGAAGAGAGGCCAAGCAAGCCGAACGUCUUGCUGCUAAGGGUCAAGCUCCCAAGUCGAAAACCUCUAAGAAUGACAAGGACAAAGAAGUCGAUGGUGUAACUACUGACAUUUCCCAAUUGUCCACUGAUGAUCCUAUUUUUGAAAGAAGUGCUUCUGGUGUAUUGAUUAGUCAAUCCAUGAGUCGUGAUAUCAAGAUUGACAGCUAUACACUCUCUUUCCACGGCCGUCUCUUGAUUGAGAACGCCAUUGUGGAACUUAACCACGGUCAACGUUAUGGUUUAUUGGGUGAAAAUGGAUCCGGUAAGAGUACUUUCCUUGAAUCUUUGGCUGCUCGUGAUGUUGAGAUCCCUGAACACAUUGAUGUUUAUUUGCUUAAUGCUGAGGCCGAACCCACUGACAUUAAUGCCGUCGAGUAUAUCAUUAGAUCCGCAAAGCAAAAGGUUCAAAAGCUUGAACUUGAAAUCGAAGAAUUGUCCACAGCUGAUAAUGUUGAUGACGUUUUGCUUGAAAGUAAAUAUGAAGAACUUGACGACAUGGACCCCAGCACCUUUGAAGCUAAGGCUGCUAUGAUUUUGAACGGUUUGGGUUUCACCCAGGAGACAAUGAAGAAACCCACCAAGGACAUGUCUGGUGGUUGGCGUAUGCGUGUCUCUCUUUCCCGCGCUUUGUUCAUCAAGCCUUCUUUGCUUUUGUUGGACGAACCCACCAAUCACUUGGAUCUUGAAGCUGUUGUCUGGUUGGAAAGCUAUCUUGCCAAGUAUGACAGAUGUCUUGUCGUUACUUCCCACUCUCAAGAUUUCCUAAACAAUGUUUGCACAAACAUUAUCGAUUUGAAUACCAAGAAGCAAUUAACUUACUAUGGUGGUAACUUUGAUAUUUACAUGCGUACCAAGGAAGAAAACGAGACAAACCAAAUGAAGGCUUACCUUAAGCAACAAGAAGAAAUUGCCCAUAUCAGAAAGUUCAUUGCUGGUGCUGGUACUUAUGCCAACUUGGUGCGUCAAGCUAAGUCUAAGCAAAAGAUUAUCGACAAGAUGGAAGCCGCUGGUUUGAUUGAAAAGCCCGAGCCUCCUCGUUCUUUCAGCUUUGAAUUUGAAGAAGUACGUAAGCUUCCCCCUCCUAUCAUUGCUUUCAACGACGUUGCAUUCUCCUAUGAUGGUAACCUCGAUCACUCUCUUUAUCGUGACUUGUCUUUCGGUAUUGACAUGGACUCUCGUGUCGCUAUUGUCGGUAAGAACGGUACUGGUAAGUCCACUUUGUUGAACUUGAUUACUGGUAUGUUGAUUCCUGUUGAGGGUAAUGUCUCUCGUUACAGUGGUUUGAAGUUGGCCAAGUACUCUCAACACAGUGCUGACCAACUCCCUUACGAAAAAUCCCCUCUUGAAUAUGUCAGCGACACCUACAAAUCCAAAUUCCCCAAUAGAGAACUUCAACAGUGGCGUAGUGUCCUUGGCAAGUUUGGCUUGUCUGGUCAACACCAAACUAGUGAAAUCCGUACAUUAUCUGAUGGUUUGAAGAGCCGUGUCGUGUUCGCUGCUCUUGCCUUGGAAGAGCCUCACAUUCUUUUGCUCGACGAACCUACUAACCAUUUGGAUAUUACAUCAAUUGAUGCUUUGGCUGGUGCUAUUAAAAGAUGGAGUGGUGGUGUCGUUUUGGUUUCACACGAUUUCCGUCUUAUUGGCCAAGUUUCUAAUGAACUUUGGGAAGUUAAGGACAAGAAGGUUGUGAAAUUGGACUGCAACAUCGAAGAGUACAAGAAACAAAUGGCUAUUGAAGUCCAAUCUCAUGAUACCACUUCUAAGGUCAAGCACUUGGUUUAG
Schizosaccharomyces osmophilus is the source of this 1854-nucleotide messenger RNA. RefSeq names its product ribosome biogenesis ATPase, Arb family ABCF2-like. Gene Ontology annotation, molecular function: ATP hydrolysis activity; ATP binding. Bases 1 to 1854 code for a protein of 617 amino acids. The transcript is spliced from 2 exons. The record is from RefSeq and is a predicted model, not a curated record. Lineage: Eukaryota; Fungi; Ascomycota; Schizosaccharomycetes; Schizosaccharomycetales; Schizosaccharomycetaceae.